AAAAAGUUAAUGGCGUUUGUAUUUUGUUUGAAUGUCGAAACGUCGUCUUGACAACGAAUUUGGUGGUUUUUUAAUGGAAUAUUCAAUUGAUUUAAUCUCGAUAAUGUUAAAUUAUGGAUGAUCCCGACAAUUAUACAUCGCAAACGGCUGAUAUUAAGAACGUUCUUCCGGAUGUCGUGCAUUCUCAACAGAUACCCGUUGUAGGAGUCGUCGAUGCGGAUGAAAAUAUUGAUACAGGACAAAAUGUGCAACAAGAAUUAUCGACUACCCACACUGACGACAGCAAAACUGAGUCCAUAUCUGAGGAUGUUCCCUCCAAAUGUCAAUAUUCUACUGAUUCGGAGAGCAAUAGAGCUCAGGGACUUCUCACUGUUGAUAAUGAGCAGGAGCAAGUAUCCAGAAAUAGUUCUCUAAACUUACCACUUCCACAGUCACCGCUUAGUGAAAAUCAGAACACUCAAAACCCUAGUAAGCUUAGCACAUCUUGGCCCCUAGACAUGAAUGCUGAUGUGCAUUUAAUUAGUGAGGAAAGUCCAGUUAAUUUGGCAUUAUCAUCAGACCGAGAAGUUACGUAUGACAAUACUCCAGAUAGAUUGAACAUUGACAGGCCAGAAGAAUCUCCAAAGAGUGACCAUUAUUUAGACUCAUUAAAUAGAUCUGACAACUCUCAUGUUGAGGAGGCAGCAAAUAAAUCAGAUGAUGAAAAAUCACCAGAAAGAAGCUCAGAAUCUGAAGAAAUAAUAAAACUUGACAUUAGAGGCCAAGGCGUGCCAAAAUUUUCAUUUCCUGCAGCAAAAAUAAUUUUGGGCCUCCACCUGAAGGAAGUGAAGUUAUUGAUGCAAAUGUAGAUCCAUUACCAGUGUUCCCGAACUUGUUAUCACCUUUUCUAGUUGGUGCGGGGACACAGUUAAAGUAGAGGAGGUCUUUGACAAUGAAGUAAAAGAACUAUCUCCAGACAAAUCUUUGGAUGUAACAUCAGACAAAAGUUUAUCAAGCGAUAAGAUAGAGCAAAGUGACUUAUUAAUAGAAGAAAUUAUGGUGGAUGAUGAGUUGAAAGAGAAAGAAAGUGAGGGAAAGGAGUCUUUACCACCAAAAUCAAUUCCAGUUGAGGAAGCAUCAUUCAGUACUCUGACCACAGAUUACAAAACUAUAUGUGAGGAAUAUCAUGGGAAGCUUGUGCACUUGGAAGAUGCUAUCACCCAACGCGACCAACUAAUAGAGGAACUCACCGUCUCCUUACAGCGCUCGGUACGCGAGAGAGACGACCUUAGGGAUGAGAACCACCACCUGACCAAUGAGGUGCAGCACCUGCAGCAUGUGGUGGGGGAAAUGUCCCACACCGAACAUGAUACCAUUAAAGCGCAGUUGUCAGACUUCGUCAAAUACCAGAGCAUGGUCAAAGAUGAGACCAAAUUCUAUUCAGCUUUGAUGAGCGGGGAGUCAUCAGUCCAAACCUCUAACAGCGAGAAAGAUAUGGAUAGAGAAGAGAUAACUGUGAACUAUUCAAAAUCUGACUUGAAAUCUUCUGAAACAUCGGACGAUUUCCAAACUGGUUUCGAAAGUAAAAUAACUAAAAUUAUUGACACAUUUGACGAGUGUAUUGAGGAGAAUUUGAGGAAUAAACUGAGGGAAAGUUUGAUCCAAGUAUUGUGUGAUGAGAUUGGGAAGAUGAGAAUUGAAUAUGACACGGAUAUCAAAGAGUUGGAGACGCAGGUGCAGCAGGAUAAGCAGGCGUUCACUGUGGAGACGAGGCGGCUGGAGGAGCUACUCGCGUCGGUGAAGUCUGGCAAUUCAGAUAUAGAGGCGCUGCGCGAGGAGCUGGCCGUCAAGCAUGAGAAGGAAAUGGAAAACUUGAGGACUUACUUUGAAAAGAAAUGCUCGGAUAUGGAACGGAGUUACUCGGAGGAGGUUUGGCGAGGUAAAUGCCAGUCCCCAUUAGGAUCAGCGUCGUCUCUUGACGGCGCUGCCGAUGCCGCCGGGGACUAUUUCAGGCGGAGGACCAGGAGUGCUGAACUACCUUCGCUGUCUCUAGAGUCAACGCCCAUGGAACAAGCGGCGCGACAAAUAAGCAAGAAAUACGAGCAGCAAAUAGACGAGAUGAAGGCAGAGCAUGUCGCCUACGUGAACGAGUUGCAGGACAGGCAGAGAGAGGCUAUCGCUUCACUCGAGGACCAGGUGACCCAACUGAAGGCGCAUAUGCAAACCACAGAGAACACUGAAGCCAAUGUGUCGUUGUACCAGCAAGAUAUCGACUUGGAAUUAGAAAAGAAGAUGGAGGCGCAGCUGGAACAACGCCUGGAGGAGGCCAGGGAACACGCGCGGAGGGACGUCGUCGCGCAGCUCGAGGAACAGUUGCAGGUGUUGCUGUCAGACCCUGACGCGGAGGUGUCGAGCUGGCCGCUGGAGCUGGUGGCGCUGCGGGACCGCAUCCAGGGCGACUGCAAGACGAGGGACGAGAGGGAGGUGUCGAGCCUGCGGGACGAGGUGUCCGCGUGCGAGGACAAGUGGAAGCAGCGCCGCAACCACAGCUUCGACCAGAACAGACACCUCGAGGAGGUCACCAGGGAGAGGGACGACUUAAAGCGUGUAGCUGUGAGCCUGCACCGCGUGGUGGGCCAGCUGGUGGCGUACUGCGCAUGCGCGGAGGACGAGCUCAACCGCACCGUGCUCACGCAGCUGCUGGGCCGGCUGCUGCCCGGGGGUGCGGACGAAAGUAUCCUGGAGGAAGAGUUCCGUCCGUCGACGCCGAGCCUGCUGGGGGAGCUGGACGCGAGCGCGGUGUCGCGCGGCGGCAAGCACGUGCACUUCGCACCGGACCUCAAGGAUAUACUCUCUGAUCUAGAUGAGGAGUGCGUGGUGGGGUUCGUGCAGCGGCAGCGCGACCUGAGCGCGGACAUCAAGCGCGAGCUGGAGCAGUCGCUGCGCCGCCUGCGGCUCGAGGCGCACUCGCUGCUCGACCUCUCCGCCAAGCUCGCCGCCAAAGGAAAGUCAGAGCAGAAAAUGCUGGAAUCGAGCGUGUCAGUCACCGAACUGGUGCAAGAGCUGGACGACAACAAGACUUGCGACAACUGCGAACUGCAUCGGAAGACUAUGGAAGAGGCGAUGGCGGAAUGCUUGCAGCGCGAAAAUCUCCUGCGGUCCGAUCUGGAGGCUGCGAUGAUUAAGAUCGCUCAGCUGAUGACCAGCGCUGAUGUUAUCGCGGAGGGGUAUGGCACGGGAGGUCAAGUCCACUCGCCGCAGUCGCGUCGGUCCCGCGGCGAUAGUCCGCGCUCGCUCGACAGUCCCGGCGCCGGGACCGACGCGCGGGAACUCGACGCGCUGCAGCGGGAGCGGGACGACCUGCACCAACAGGUUAAACGGAUGACAGAGUCGCCCGUACAUAAGAUAUGCUGCGACAAGCUGGAGGCGGCCAACCGCCAGCUCCGCUCGACGCGGCAGUUCGUGGAGGAGCAGGCGAGCGAGCGCGAGGCCGAGCGCGACGAGUUCGCGCGCGCGCUCGCCGACCUGCGCGACGAGAAUACUCGCCUCGCCGCGCGCCUGCACAACAACGCGCGCAUACUCAACGAGAUGCACUGCCUGCGCCUUGCCAAAUGCAACUGUCGCGAGCACGAUGCACAUGUGGAGCAACUCGAAGCCCAGACAAGAGAAAUGAAUCAAAUCAUUAACGAACUCGAAACACGUAAAGUCCAAACAGACGACGAACUAAAGGCCAACGAAGAGAAAAUAGUCCUGCUCAGAGACAUCAUUGCAAACCUGGAAGGGCAGUUGGAACAGAAAACAUCACGGGAGAAAGAGAUUUUGGAAGAAUUGGAGGAAAUGAAAAGAACAAUAGAUGAAAGAGACGGGAGAAUGAGAGGGUUGCUGAGUGAGUUGGAGUCUCUGAGAAAUGAGAAGGCUGAUCAGAGCGAGGUGGUGUGCUCCAAAUGUGGCCUCGAGGAGGAAAAGUACACCGAUCUCUUACAGAGGAUUAAGGAACAGUGUCACUGGCUGGAAGAAGCGAUGCACCGACGCACGCGCAAGCUGGAACACUUGCACGAGGUCUGUUCCACCAGCUGCAGCGAGCCCAGCGAGGAUGUCUCCAUCCGUGACCAGAAGAACAUGCAGCUUGAGUGGAAGUCCGAGGAGAGCGUGACGCCGCGCGCGUGCGGCGGCGAGCUGCGCGUGGUGUGGGAGGCGCUCGGGGCGCACGGCCGCGCGGAGGACGCGGUGCUCAAACGUCUCGCGGACCUCGAGAUGCAGCGGAACAGCCUCAAGGACCUCGCGCAGGAGGUCCGUGCGGAGCGCGACGUGCUGCAGGCGCGCAUGUCGGAGCAGGCGCUGAAGAUCUCGUCGCUGUCGGCGCGCCUGCAGCAGCAGCGGAACGACGCGGAGGCGCUCUCGCACCAGGCCACCAGCCAGCUCACUGUGCAGCUGCACGAUGCGUUGGCUGAGGUACAAAGGUUGAAAGAGGAGCUGGACUCGAAGGAUAAGCAGCUGACCCGGCUUAAGCAGCAUGUGGACGAGCGAGACCGCUUGCAAGAGCAACAUCACUCGCUGUACGGCAACUCGUGUAAUCCAAAAGACAAAGUAAUGAUCUUAGAACGUGAGCUAUCAUCAGCUCAGACCCGAAUCGCCCAGCUAGAAUCCCUCGCUAGAAGCUUAGAGAAGGAUAAAGAAGACCUUCAGACCAGCAUCAGGGAUCACCAACGUGAGCUCGCUGAGAAGGAGGAACAAUUACAAGAGUUGUUGGCGCUAAAACUCGACGAAGACAACCAUAAGGACGAGAACGACGCUGUUGAAGGGAAAACAUCUGCUCGCACUCUCAGCGACAUAGUUUCUAUAUCCGAGUUCGACGAACAAGACUUGCAAAUGAGGAGAGCUGAAAUUAAAGCUCAUAAUGUUAGUUUAACAGACGCGCCUUAUCCUACUGAGCUGAGAGAUAAAACGUUAAAUAGACAUUGCCCCCAGAAAUGCAGAGGCCUAAUAUGAGUUCGUUAAACAUCGAAUGUACAGAUCAUUUUGAAUUGCCCAGUUACACUCCCAGAGCCGAUUCGUUACCAGCCCAUCUCACGUCUACGCAGAAUAAAGAUAUGGAAAAACCGUACAAGAGAAACGUUAAUGAAGUGACCUUGUUCGAGCAGCGGUUGGUUUGGGAGACGUGCUCGCAACUGCUCAAAAAAUAACUGAUAAUUGCUCAAUGUACCCAAACAGGGACGUAGAUGACACGAAAAAUGUUAGUGUCGAACCGAAGAAAAUUAAUUUCUCGCUAGAAGCGACAAGUGACAAGGAAGAAUUCACUUCAUUAAGAGAGUUGGGAAUAACGUUGGACAUUAAACAAGAAAACUUCCCAGACAUAUUGACACAGUUGAAACAUGAAAUUAAAAAGUCAAGAAGUGAAUUGGAGAUUUGUAAAUCUGAGCUUAAAAAUGCCGAGGAGCAGUUGUGUGAGUUCCCGGCUUUAAAAGAAGAAGUAGAAGAAUUAAAAGGACUUUUGGAGAACACUAUGGUAACUAUGGAAAAUGACAAAAAGUAUUAUGAGAAUGAACUUGAGAAUUUUGUAUCUAACAAGAAACUACUAGAACAACGCGUUGCGGACCUUACUAAUGAAGUUACUGAGGGGUCUAAGAACCUACAUUUGCUCAAAGAAGAUAUUUUGAGGAGAGAAAAUAUGAUAUUGGAGCUGGCUAAAGAAAAACGUAACUUGACCAAUAGAAUCGCAGAAUUAGAGGUUAAGAUAGAUGAAUUGCAAAGCAAAAAUGCUGCUUUAGAGAAGUUUGAAACUGAAAACCACCAAAUGAGAGAAAAAAUUGUCGAAUUACAAAAAUUGGAGAACCUUGUAUCGGAAAAGAAUCAACAGAUUGAUAGUCUGAAUCAACACCUAGACAGACUUGAUGAUCUCGCAACGCCGUCUGCAUGAUAAAACUGAGGAACUAAACAACCUUAAUAAGGCCAUGCAAGAGAAAACUAACGAAGUGUUCCAUCUCCAAACUACGGUUGAAUCGCUUAAACGUGACGUAACAAGACUUAAUACAGAAAA
Messenger RNA from Manduca sexta (tobacco hornworm), 6016 nucleotides. RefSeq names its product restin homolog. Bases 1036 to 4968 code for a protein of 1310 amino acids. Gene Ontology annotation, molecular function: molecular adaptor activity. The record is from RefSeq and is a predicted model, not a curated record. Gene Ontology annotation, biological process: signal transduction. The transcript has 25 exons. NCBI's taxonomy places the organism in Eukaryota, Metazoa, Arthropoda, Insecta, Lepidoptera, Sphingidae.